Patella vulgata (common limpet) is the source of this 1150-nucleotide messenger RNA. Its product is annotated as 2,4-dienoyl-CoA reductase [(3E)-enoyl-CoA-producing], mitochondrial. Lineage: Eukaryota; Metazoa; Mollusca; Gastropoda; Patellidae. Gene Ontology annotation, biological process: fatty acid beta-oxidation. The coding region runs from base 40 to 1029 and encodes 329 amino acids. The transcript has 8 exons. Gene Ontology annotation, cellular component: mitochondrion. Gene Ontology annotation, molecular function: 2,4-dienoyl-CoA reductase (NADPH) activity. The record is from RefSeq and is a predicted model, not a curated record.
AAAAACUUCCGGUUCUGUAUACAUACGGGUAUUUUCAAGAUGUCUGCUCCCUAUGCAGCAAAAGUCAUUAGCUUGGGCAGAAAAAUAUCUGUUAUACAGGGGAAACAACCAAGAUGUUUGAAAUCAUCCAAACCAGAUCAUUCCAAUAAAUUUCCUGUGAAGACCAACCCAAUGUUACCAGCAGAUACCUUUAAAGGUAAAACAGCUUUUAUAACGGGUGGUGGAACUGGUCUAGGAAAAGGAAUGACCUAUUUUUUGUCUUCUCUUGGUGCUCAGGUAGCCAUAACCAGCAGAACUUUGAAAGUGUUAGAAAAAACAGCAAGUGAAAUACAAACAGAAACUGGUAAUAAAGUGUUGGCGGUCGCUGCUGAUGUUAGAAAACCUGAUGAUGUUAAAACAGCUUUAGAUAGAUGUGAAUCUGAACUAGGUUUACCUCAUAUAGUUAUAAAUAAUGCAGCUGGUAAUUUUAUAUCACCUACUGAACGACUAUCACCUAAUGCAUGGAAAACAGUUACUGAUAUUGUUCUUACUGGAACAGCUAAUGUAACCCUAGACGCUGGAAAAAGACUUAUUAAAGCAAAACAAGAGGCAGUUUUUCUAAUGAUAUCUGCAGAUUAUGCUGAAAGUGGGUCAGGAUUUGUUGUUCCAAGUGCUUCUGCGAAGGCUGGGGUUGAGGCUAUUACAAAAUCUUUGGCGGCUGAGUGGGCACGUUUUGGUAUGAGGUUUAACUGUAUUUCUCCUGGGCCAAUAGAAACACAGGGUGCAUUUAGUAGACUAGAUCCAACAGGACAGUUUAUAGAAAAGAUGAUUAAUCGUAUCCCAGCAGGUAGAUUAGGAGAAGUAGAAGAAUUAGCUAAUCUAGCAACAUAUCUUGUCAGUGAUUAUUCCAGUUAUAUAUCAGGACAGAUUAUCAGAUUGAAUGGUGGAGAAUUUCCCAGUGCGGCUGGUAUGUUUAAUCCACUGAAACAGGUAACAACAGAACAAUGGGACAUGAUGGAAAAACUUAUACGCUCUGUCAAAGGAUCAUAAUUGGAAGCUGAUGAUGUAGAUGCUAGAUGAAACUAAGAUAUUAUUUAAAUAUUGAGACAAAUUCUUGAUAAUUGUUGAUUAUGUUUUAUAUGCAUUAUUAUUAAAAUAUAUAACAAAUCUA